AUGCGCAUAACGAUGCGUAAUUCCGUCAAAACGGCAGUUCGAUUUUAAUUUUGGGUGAUAUAGGCCAACACACGUAAUUAAUUCUGUGGACACAAGUCUCAUUUAUUUCUAAAUAUCUUCUAAGUUUGGACAUUCCUUAGUCACCUGAUUGUAACCGGUCUGGACCUACACUAAAGGAAAUCCGACGGAAACUGCGUUCCCUUCUAUGACAACAUUCUAGUCCGGCCGUUAGACUGAAUACAGUGUGUUGAUUGUUCAUACAGCCAGUGGUUCUCUGUACAUGUACAUGUACAUGUACAUACAGCUCGCAUUAUUCACACAUGCUGUAACCGUGCACAUUCGAGGUCCAGUGCUUCAACGUCGUCGGCUGUUUCUUCGUUUCUUAUUCUUAAAGCCUUCAGAUAUUCCUUCAUAAAUGAACAACCUCGGGAGGCUUUAGCUAUUGGCUCUGUCUAGCGUCAACUGGCGUAAGGUUGGGAAGCGACGGCGUGAAAAGAGGGAUUUUCGUGUUCAUCAUCGGGGAAGUUCUUUAUGCCACUCCGAGAGCUCGCCAUGAAUAGCCGUGUUGUCACACGGGAUGUCACGGCACGAUUUCGGGAAGGGGAUUUCCAUGCGUCGUAUACGGUCCAGAAUGAACUCGGAAGGGGGCGCUUUGCUGUGGUGCGCAAGUGCACCUGCGUCAGCAGCAGCCGGGACUUUGCGGCCAAGUUUGUGCGCAAGCGCAAGAUGGGCCGGUCCUGCCGUGAGGACAUCCUGAAGGAGAUCCGCAUCCUGGAGAUGUCCACCGACCACCCCCGGAUGAUCCGGCUCCAUGAGGUGUUUGAGACGGCCAGUGAGGUCAUACUUGUGCUGGAAUUUGCUGCGGGAGGAGAGCUGCAUCCCUACUGCGUGGCGGAGAAAGAGGAUGCCUUCACAGAGCAGGACGUAGUGAGGCUGGUCCGACAGAUAUUGGAGGGGGUUUACUACCUGCAUCAGAACAACAUCGUCCACCUCGACCUCAAGCCUCAGAACAUUCUGUUAACCUCAGGACUGCCAUGCCUCGGCGACAUCAAGCUCAUCGACUUUGGCAUCGCCAGGCUGGUCCAGAAUGGCGACGUCAUCCGCGACAUUGUCGGGACGCCUGAAUUUGUCGCACCGGAGGUCCUGAAUUAUGAGCCCAUCACGCUGGCUACGGACAUGUGGAGCAUCGGCGUGCUGACCUAUGUCAUGCUGACAGGCAUCUCGCCCUUUGCUGGAGACGACAAACAGGAGACCUUCCUCAACAUCUCCCAGGUCAGCCUGGACUUCCCCCAGGAGUACUUCCAGGACAUCUCGGAGGACGCCCAGGAUUUCAUCCGGCGGGUCUGCGUCAAGGAACCUGAGAAACGACUAACGGCUGAAGAGUGCCUUAACCACCGGUGGCUUCACGCCAGCUGCAAGGCGAUGACGACUUUGACAACAUCGGGAAAUAGAGUGAGCGAAGACAACAAUAACCAGCUCAAGGAGGACGUUGACCAAGAUGAGGAUGUCGCGGACCAAUGCUGCGCAGAUGAUCCAGAAACAACAUCUUUUCCCUGCGACACACCGGACUCAUUCAUAUCCCGUCGCAACAGUUCCCCCGAGGUGCUCCCUGCGACUUGCAAUCAUUCCACAGCCCAGACGUUCACCACUACUACAACUGUAACUGUCCGAACGGUGCCUCUGGACUUCGAUUGCACCGAUGGCGGAAAGGACUCCGAGAAGAGAAUCCUUGAUUCAGAGGAAGACUUGGAGACUACGGAAUCUGUCGCAACAAAUUCGGACUCCUCCGAGCAGCACGAGGGCUGCAGGUCGCCCUACCACAGCCCCUCUGUCAACCGACGCGUACUCCUCAAGAGCAAGGACACUCUACCCAAAGACCUGAACCAGCCAAAGAGAAUAUGCAUCCAGGUCGUCUAGCGAACCUGAGCACACGCAACUUUUCAGGGAGGGUGAUCUGCCCUGUGGAAUAAUUUAUGGCUUGCAACGGCCCAGUACAUACUGUUUAGAUCUGCUCAAAGAGCCAUAUCACAAUGAGAGAGCUUCCGUGCUAUCAGAUUAAUUUGAAUGCCAAAUACUCCAUCUACCUGUCGUUACUUUUUGUCCAAGAAGAACUGCUAGCUUAAAUGGUUCCCACAUCAGUUUUGUCUUUUACGACAUUCCAAACUGCUGUCGACGCUGACAAGGUUAAUUGGUCCAGCCCGACUACAGCCUUCAAAAGAAUGUUUUUACAAGUGAAAGGAAAGAGACAUGCUUGAAAUACUGUGGCUAUUUCCCGUUACAUCCAAAUAUUGUUGACUGUACGCCCUGUCUGCGACGGAGAAAAAUGGUCAUGUACAUCUCUACUUCCCAACUUGAUGCAAGGUGGCAGACGUUUAACAGUACACAGUUCAGUGAAAUGCCUUGAUUCACCUAUCUCAUGCAGUGUCAGACUGUCAAGUGCCCACACAUGCAAAAUUCACUGCAUUUUUUUUUUGCACAGGAAGUCAGAAUUUUUCUUUUUGCCAGUGAAAGUGCACCGUUAUUGCCUGCUUCCUGUUUCUUCAAAAUCGUACCGUACAUUGGCGUGUCUUUAUCAUACACAUCUCCUUAGUUUUGCCCUCUCUGCCCAUCUAUAAUGCUUUAAAGGGUGGUUAUCUGAUGCUGUAGGCAAAAUUAUUUUUCACGGGGAAUGAUAAAUUUGAGUUUGGUUUGUUGGCAUCAAGUAACAUCAGUAGGCGCUUAAUAGAAUGCAGACAACUCUGCAAGGCGAGCUGCCAUUGGUAGAUGUUUAGGGUGGAGGGAGGCUAAUGACCAAUGACAAGACUUGUUAAGUUUACGUUUGGGAAAGCAAAGUUUUAUAUGUUGGUGCACAUAGAUUUGUGACAGUUGUUACAAAACGGAUGAAUUCACAUUAACAACUCGUUGGUUUCUCCAGGCUU
Messenger RNA from Acanthaster planci (crown-of-thorns starfish), 2918 nucleotides. Its product is annotated as serine/threonine-protein kinase 17B-like. Gene Ontology annotation, cellular component: nucleus. Lineage: Eukaryota; Metazoa; Echinodermata; Asteroidea; Valvatida; Acanthasteridae. Gene Ontology annotation, biological process: positive regulation of apoptotic process; intracellular signal transduction; protein phosphorylation. Gene Ontology annotation, molecular function: protein serine/threonine kinase activity; ATP binding. The record is from RefSeq and is a predicted model, not a curated record.